Molecule: messenger RNA, 1367 nt
Organism: Cokeromyces recurvatus
Lineage: Eukaryota; Fungi; Mucoromycota; Mucoromycetes; Mucorales; Mucoraceae
Exons: 5
Coding region: 182-1051 (289 amino acids)
Source: RefSeq, a predicted model, not a curated record
AUUUAAUUGAUGUGCAAGAUGAUGCGUUAUUAAUGCCUAAGAAAAGUAAUUUUUUUUCCCUAUCUUCAUGUGGUUACCUGAUAUACAUGUGGCUCGGCUAUAAUGUAACAAGAAAAAUAUACUAUUGUAUAAACCUUUUUCUCUUUAUUUCUUUCUUUUCUUUUCCUUUUUAUUAAAAAGUAUGAGUAACUUGACUGUAGGAAACAUAAAAAAUGAUGACACUACUCAACCGACAGACAUUUUAAUAGCAGUAACAUCUCAUCGUAACGAGGAUAGUCAAAAAAUAAAAUAUUCAAGAAACUCUAGCUUAGUAUUUAACAGUGAAAAACCGAAUUCAACAAUACAUGAAGAAUCGAAAAAUAUCGAUUAUAGUCAACAAGUGCAAAAGGAAUGCUCCAGUAACCUAGCAGAGAAUCUAAAGAAUACUCAAGAUGAAAAAUUAAUACAAUCAAACGAAUUAUUUAACGAAAUAUUAGCUGAUACAACUUCUCUUUUUCAAACAAUAAUGAUUCCACAAAGCAAAUUUUUAAAAGAACAUAGUAUAAAAUUAAAACAACAGGAGUUAAAAGACAUUUUAAAUGAAGAUGAAGUCAUUCAUUUAUUGUUCAAAAUUUGGGAGCAAGAAAUUGAAAGGGUUUAUAACGGAGAAAUACAGAAAAUAAAAGACGAAAUUCAACAGAAAAACACAGUUAUAAAGAAGACAUACGAAAAAAAUAAAUGGCUAACGCAGACUACAGUUGAAAUUGAAGAAAAGUUAAAGACUAUUGAGACAGAGAUGGAAUCAAGUGAAGACUUUAACUCUGACGAGCAAUCGUUACAUAAACAAUUAAAAUGUAUUAUUCAAUCUAUCCUAGGAAUUGAGAUUGACAGCUGUAAGGAAUAUAGAGUGAAUUAUGAGGAUUUAAGUUGGAAAAUCAAAAAAAAAAGUAUACAGCUACGUCAUGAUAUGGAUACAAUAGGUGCUCUUUAUAAUAAUCUUGCUUGGGAAAGUCAAUUAAGAAGAAAACAAAAUAAAUGUUUUGACAUUUAUAUAAGGAACAAUAUAUAUUAAUAUGUCAUCAGCUUGCUCGAUUCUAUACAUUCUCUCCUCAAGACAGUAAGGAACAUGAAAUGAAAUCAAAACGAACUUCAAUGCCACUAAAGCUACAAAAGAGUAAUAGCAUAGAGGAUAUCAGAAGAGUCCAUGCUCAAAACUCUCUUGAAUCUAUUCAUAAAUCCAAUUUUUCGACUACAAUAAUAACGCAGAACUGUCUUUCUGAAAUAGAUUCAUUCUUAAAAAGUGAGAAGUUUAAAGGAUAUGAAGCCUUUUUAUAUAUAGGUGAUCAUCAGUGCAAUAUACAUGGUGACUUUUCAAAACAUCUAUACAA